Molecule: messenger RNA, 1290 nt
Organism: Cordyceps militaris CM01
Lineage: Eukaryota; Fungi; Ascomycota; Sordariomycetes; Hypocreales; Cordycipitaceae
Exons: 1
Coding region: 1-1290 (429 amino acids)
Source: RefSeq, a predicted model, not a curated record
AUGAGCGGCUCACGAGACGCCACUGCUGUCACACCAGCCUGGAAGAAGUUGGGCCUCAAGCUCAAGCACUCGAGUGCGGACGAGCCCGCAAACGGGACCCCAGCCGUUGGGCAGCCAGACCGUGCCCAGCAGCAGGGCAGCAUGCAGGGCAAGAGAAAGCAGCUGCACACGGCCGGCGCCGCGUCAGAAUAUUCCUCUCCUCUCUCUGUCAAAAAGCCUCGCAGAGACUUUUCCCGACCAUCAACAGGAGAUGCCACGCCUCAGCUCACACGAAAGAAGUCCGUCGCCUUCGCCGACACGCCCACCAACAAGACUGCCGCCCCAGGCUCGACCACGGCGCGAAAGACGCCCGCAAAACCGCACCCCAAGGCAGCAGCAGCAGCCGCCGGCAAGAGCGGCGGCACCAAGGGCCUGACACCCAAGAAGCAAAAGCAGAAGCCGCAGACGACGGCCGACACCAAGCCCGCGAUCGAGUACCUGCGGCACUGGGUGUCGUCGCGUGACAGCUGGAAGUUCAACAAGAACCAUCAGUCGACGCUGAUACGGGCCGUCUUUGACAGUGGCCUCCCGCCUGCCGACGUGGGCUCCUUCUACGACUACAUAGAUGACAUCAAGGGCGGCGUCAGGAUGAGACUGCGAGAGACGGCGCUGGCGAUUCGCCUCAAGGACAAUACGGAUCGCGGCGCGGCCGCCUUCCCCAGUGGCACCGUCGACCCCGACGGCAAGCAGGAUAUCUACGAGGCGGCCCUCGCCGGCUUCCUCGAGGCGCAGCAAAAGGCGGUCGGCAAGAAGCGGACUUUUGCCGAGAUGGAAUACGUAACGACGGCGCAGGACGCCGACGUCAUCAUCCGGCGGCUCGUCAAGCGCAUGCGUGCAGAAAUGGUCAUUGCGACGUUGUCGGACGGCGACGAGAGCGACGUCAGCACGGCCACCGUGCGCGCGCCUGUCAAGUCGGCUAGGCUGCUGGUCGCCGACAACAGGACAAAUGGUGUCGCGGCCAAGCGCCGCCGCAAGCUGCGCACCAACGUUGAUGACAGCGACAGCAGCAGCAGUGACAGUAGCGACGACAGCGACUCGGACAACGACGACGCCUCAGACACGGGCAGCGGCUCCGAUACUAGCAGCAGCGAUAGCGACGACAGCAGCUCCGAGGAUGAGGCGGACGCGGACGAGGCCAUGGAUGAUGACUCGUCCAGCAGCUCGUCUUCGUCCGAUGAUGACUCGGACGAUGAGGACUCGGAUGACGAGGCAGAGGUUACUUCUACCAAGGGAGAAAAUACAUCCAAGUAG